This is a messenger RNA of Rana temporaria (common frog), 1587 nucleotides long. RefSeq names its product four and a half LIM domains 3 (gene FHL3). Gene Ontology annotation, biological process: actin cytoskeleton organization. The transcript is spliced from 6 exons. Lineage: Eukaryota; Metazoa; Chordata; Amphibia; Anura; Ranidae. Gene Ontology annotation, molecular function: actin binding; transcription coregulator activity. The record is from RefSeq and is a predicted model, not a curated record. Gene Ontology annotation, cellular component: stress fiber; nucleus; Z disc. The coding region runs from base 157 to 996 and encodes 279 amino acids.
AAUUAGGGCUAGUCAUUUCCUCUGUGAGUAACUGAUCACAUCUCUCCUCUAUAGAGUACGGCGCGUGUGUGUGCGCCAGGAGCUCACUUACUGCUCUCUCAUCUCUACAAUACACACUGGACACCUGAGGAUCACAGCAAAGAUUCAACUUAAACAAUGAGUGAGCCAUUUGACUGUGAUAGCUGUAAGGAGUCUCUCUAUGGACGAAAGUACAUCCAGAUGGAAGAGGGCCCUUACUGUAUACCGUGUUAUGACAGCCUGUUUGCCAACACAUGCAAUGAGUGCAAAGAGCUGAUUGGCCACGAUUCAAGGGAACUCUACUACGAGGAUCGUCAUUAUCAUGAGAACUGUUUCCGUUGCUUCCGAUGUGAGCGUUCUUUGGCAGAUGAGCCUUUCACGUGUCAAGAUGAGGAACUACUGUGCAAUGAUUGUUACUGCAGCGAAUUCUCCUCCAAAUGUGUCAGUUGUGACAAGACGGUCAUGCCAGGCUCUCGCAAAUUGGAAUACAAUGGACAGACCUGGCAUGAGCACUGCUUCAUCUGCAAUAGUUGCAAGCAGCCCAUUGGAUCCCGUUCUUUUAUCCCAGAAAACCAAGCCUAUUACUGCAUCCCAUGUUAUGAAAGCAAAUUUGCACCACGAUGCACACAUUGCAAAAAGGUUCUAAGCAAAGGUGGAGUGACAUACCGGGACGAACCAUGGCACAAAGAAUGUUUUGUCUGCACGGGAUGCAAGAUCCAGCUAGCUGGGACACAGUUCACCUCUCAGGAUGAAAAGCCAUACUGCAUCAAGUGCUUUGGAAAUCUAUAUGCCAAGAAGUGUUUUGGCUGCACUAAACCUAUCACAGGUUUUGGUGGAGGAAAGUAUGUCUCCUUCGAAGACCGCCACUGGCAUCACAGCUGCUUUAACUGCGCCCGUUGCUCAUCGUCGUUGGUGGGGAAAGGCUUUAUUCCAGACAAUAGUGACAUUCUGUGCCGUGACUGUAAUAGUGACCUUUAGGCUUCCAGCUCAUGGGUGAACCUCCUUUUGUCAUGGACCCAUUUAACCCUUUGAAGAAGCAAUACAAUGUAGAUGAAAAACAGCUGAAAAACAAAUCUGUAAACAGGCUUUUACACAGUAUUUUCAUGUACUUUAUAUUAAUAUUGUUGUAUUUGUAUGUGCAUCGCCUAUUUUAUUUCUCCUGGGGUUAAUAGUACAUUUUAGUUUUGUAUUGUGCCAUAAAUGAUGCUGUUAUUUCUCAGUAAGAAUGUUACCGGUAUAUUAGUUUUUUGUUUGUUUUUUCUAAUACGAAGGAAAAAAAAUAUAUAUAUAUAUUUUUUUUUUUUAGGCAUCAAUUUCUAGUGAUAAAAAUAUUUCAUGUGUCACAUUUCACGGUUAUGAAAACCCAGUCAGGCAGCUCACUAGAAACCAGAUAACACUGUGGAGCAAAAUGCCUUGAGUCACUGAAAAUACCUACUUGAUGAGUUUCACUGUCAUGAUAUGAUCAAAUCAGCCUCUUGUACAGUAUGCAAUGUUCCCAGUUACACUGGCAAUGCAAUAGAUGGUUUGUAAAUCAAUAAUGUUGCUUAUAAAAAUAGUUUUCUUCAAGAA